AUGGAUGUUCGUCAGGUGCUGCAGAGUACUCUCGCGCCAGACGCUGCGGAGCGUACCAAUGCCGAGCAACAGCUCGCCCACGCGGCUGAGGUCGACUUCGCCGCAUACCUUAUCACACUGGGUCAAGAACUGGCCAACGAUGAGAGCCCCGCUCACAUUCGUGUCGCUGCCGGUAUCGCCUUGAAGAACGCCUUCACCUUCCGAGACCAGGCUAAGCUGCGCGAGGUACAACUGCGAUGGGUUCAACAGAUUACUCCCGAGACCAAGACACAGAUCAAGGAGCUCGCCCUCAAGACCUUGCACUCUACCAAUUCCCAGUCUGGAAAUGCCGCCGCUACUUUGAUCGUCUCGAUUGCUGCUAUCGAGCUGCCCCGCAAUGAGUGGCCAGAUCUGAUGAACAUUCUCGUCCAGAACGUGGCCAGCGGAACCGACUCCCUCAAGCAGUCUUCCCUGACCACCAUUGGUUACAUCUGCGAAUCGCAAGACUCCGACCUCCGCGCCAGCCUGGUCCAACACUCCAAUGCUAUCCUCACUGCCGUCGUGCAGGGUGCUCGCCGGGAGGAGGCGAACAUGGAUGUUCGAUUCGCCGCCAUCAACGCCCUUAGUGAUGCCGUUGACUUUGUGCGUUCGAACAUGGACAACGAGGGCGAACGCAACUACAUCAUGCAGGUUGUCUGUGAGGCCACUCAGGCCGAGGAUCUUCGCGUGCAGGGCGGUGCUUUCGGCUGCCUGAACCGUAUCAUGGGCGCUUACUACGAAAAGAUGCGCUUCUACAUGGAGAAGGCCCUGUUUGGCCUUAGCAUCAUGGGCAUGAAGAGCGAGGAGGAGGAAGUCGCUAAGCUUGCCAUCGAGUUCUGGUGCACCGUCUGCGAGGAGGAAAUUGCUAUCGAGGACGACAACGCGGAAGCUGCUCAGGAAGGUAUCGAGCCUCGUCCAUUCUUCGGCUUUGCCCGUGUCGCCACCCGCGAGGUUGUCCCUGUCCUUCUGCAGGCCAUGUGUCGUCAGGACGAGGACGCUGGUGACGACGAGUACAACGUCUCGCGUGCCGCCUACCAGGCCCUGCAGCUCUACGCUCAGUGCGUACAAGGUGAUGUUAUCCAACCCGUUGUGGGCUUCGUUGAGGAGAACAUUCGUAACGAAGACUGGCGCCGUCGCGAUGCCGCCGUCGCCGCCUUUGGUGGUAUCAUGGAGGGUCCCGAGCCCCGCGUUCUGGAACCCCUUAUCAAGCAGGCCCUGCCAGUCCUUCUUGGCAUGAUGGAGGAUGCUUCCGUUUCGGUUCGCGACUCCACUGCCUAUGCUCUUGGUCGCGUUUGUGACUGCUGCCCUGAGGUCCUCGACCCCGAGGUUCACCUGCAGCCUCUUAUUUCCUGCCUCUUCAACGGCCUCGCUAGUAGCCCCAAGAUUGCCAGUUCCUGCUGUUGGGCUUUGAUGAAUGUUGCCGAUCGAUUUGCUGGCGAUGCAGGCUCCCAAACCAACCCCUUGUCCAAGCACUUCGAGGAGAGUGUCAAGUCACUCCUGACUGUGACCGAGCGGUACGUAUUUACCCAUUUCGACCUUAAACUUCGUAUCGGAAGUUAUACCAUAAAGUAUAUCCCUAAUCGCAUCCUUAUCAAAUCUAGACAGGAUGCUGAUAACCAGCUCCGCACUGCUGGGUACGAGGUUCUCAACUCCUUCGUGCUCAACUCCGCCAAUGACAGCCUCCCCAUGGUUGCCACCCUUUCCGACGUCAUCCUUCAGCGCCUAGAGCACACCAUUCCCAUGCAGCAACAGGUUGUCAGCGUUGAGGACCGCAUGCUUCUUGAGGAGAUGCAGACUAGCUUGAUCAGUGUCAUCCUGGCCAUCGUCCAACGCUUCGAGACCGAUAUCAAGCCCCAGGCUGACCGCAUCAUGACGGUCCUUCUGCAGGUUCUGCAGACCGUGGGUGCUAAGUCUAGCGUCCCCGAUGUCAUUUUUGCCACCGUUGGUGCUAUCGCUAGUGCCUUGGAGGAGGACUUCCUCAAGUACAUGGAGCAGUUCAGCCCCUUCCUGUACAACGCUCUUGGCAACCAAGAGGAGCCUGCUCUCUGCUCCAUGGCCAUUGGCCUGGUCAGUGACAUUGCUCGUGCUCUGAACGAGAAGGUUCAGCCUUUCUGCGACACAUUCAUGAACCUUUUGCUUAGCAUUUUGCGAACCUCUACCAACCAGCUCAAGCCCGCCAUUCUCGAGACUUUUGGUGAUAUUGCUCAGGCUAUUGGAACUCACUUUGAUACUUACCUCACCGUCGUCGGCGGUGUUCUCCAGCAGGCCUCUUCGGUCACCACUAGCUCCGACCUGCCCUUCGACAUGGUCGACUACAUUGUCUCUCUGCGCGAGGGUAUUAUGGAUGCCUGGGGUGGUAUCCUGCUUUCCUACAAGGGUAAGCCCCAGAUCGCGCAACUUCAGCCCUUCAUCGAGUCCAUUUUCCAGCUCCUGCACAUCAUUUCGCAGGAGAGCACUCGCAGUGAGGGUCUGAUGCGCUCCUCCAUGGGUGUUCUCGGUGACCUUGCGGAUGCCUUCCCCAACGGCGAGCUUGCUGCCUAUUUCCGCAACGACUGGGUUACCGCCCUGGUUCGUGAGACUCGCACCACCCGCGCCUUUAGCCCGCGGACCAUCGAGACUGCUCGUUGGACUCGGGAGCAGGUCAAGCGCCAAAUCAACAUGGCCUAG
Messenger RNA from Penicillium argentinense, 2685 nucleotides. RefSeq names its product karyopherin beta. Gene Ontology annotation, biological process: protein import into nucleus. Lineage: Eukaryota; Fungi; Ascomycota; Eurotiomycetes; Eurotiales; Aspergillaceae. Gene Ontology annotation, cellular component: cytoplasm; nucleus. Gene Ontology annotation, molecular function: nuclear import signal receptor activity; small GTPase binding. The record is from RefSeq and is a predicted model, not a curated record. The transcript has 4 exons. Bases 1 to 2685 code for a protein of 894 amino acids.